This is a messenger RNA of Bicyclus anynana (squinting bush brown), 2398 nucleotides long. It is a transcript of the gene Mcad, whose product is annotated as probable medium-chain specific acyl-CoA dehydrogenase, mitochondrial. Gene Ontology annotation, molecular function: medium-chain fatty acyl-CoA dehydrogenase activity; flavin adenine dinucleotide binding. Gene Ontology annotation, biological process: fatty acid beta-oxidation; medium-chain fatty acid catabolic process. Gene Ontology annotation, cellular component: mitochondrion. Bases 152 to 1423 code for a protein of 423 amino acids. The record is from RefSeq and is a predicted model, not a curated record. NCBI's taxonomy places the organism in Eukaryota, Metazoa, Arthropoda, Insecta, Lepidoptera, Nymphalidae. The transcript is spliced from 10 exons.
UGUUUCAUUUCUGUGGGUGAUUGUAGAUCAAGAUCAACUGGUGGAAACUUUACUUUAAAUUACUGUAUCAAAGAGUAUGUAACGUGGUACAAAGUCCAAAGUCAACUUUUUCGUUAAAGCAAUCAAGGGAUCUUAAAGUCACCAAUUCACCAUGAAUCCUUUAACACAAAUUGUGCGUGCAACACGCCCUAUUUAUCGAAAUCUGUCUACUUCUGCAACAAGAUCAUCAGCUGCCAAACCUAUACCUACCACUGGACUUUGUUUUGAACUAAACGAUGAACAGAAAGCUCUCCAGGACCUUGCUAGAAAGUUCACCAGGGAAGAGAUUAUCCCUGUGGCUGCACAGUACGACAAAAGUGGGGAAUACCCGUGGCCGAUCAUCAAGAAGGCGUGGGAAGUUGGCCUCAUGAAUGGACAUGUCCCCGAACAUUGCGGGGGCAUAGGAAACUUUGGCGUUUUCGACGAGUGUAUAGUCGCUGAUGAGUUUGCCUUCGGAUGCAGUGGCAUUUGUACAGCCAUUGGCAGUUCUGGUCUAGGACAAACGCCCGUCAUAAUUGCUGGUAAUAAGGAACAGCAGAAAAAGUACCUUGGAAGGCUCAUUGAAGAACCAUUGGUUGCUGCAUAUGGUGUUACGGAACCUGGAGCAGGAUCAGACGUAGCCGGUAUCAAGACUAGAGCUGAAAAGAAGGGCGACGAAUGGAUCCUUAAUGGACAAAAGAUGUGGAUCACCAACGGAGGGGUAGCCAACUGGUAUUUUGUAUUGGCAAGGACUAACCCAGAUCCAAAAUGCCCAGCGAGCAAGGCUUUUACCGGUUUCAUCGUAGAGAGGGAAUGGCCUGGUGUGGUACCUGGACGCAAAGAACAAAAUAUGGGACAGCGUGCAUCUGAUACUCGGGGCAUCACUUUUGAAGAUGUCCGCAUACCUAAGGAGAAUGUUCUCAUCGGUGAAGGUGCUGGUUUUAAAAUCGCUAUGGGUGCCUUUGACAAGACCCGACCACCAGUGGCAGCUGGUGCCACGGGUUUGGCUGCCCGUGCUCUGCACGAGGCUACUAAAUACUCGUUGGAGCGCAAGACGUUUGGUGUGCCGAUCGCCCAGCACCAAGCUGUGGCGUUCAUGCUUGCUGACAUGGCUAUCGGCGUCGAAAGCGCGCGCCUCGCUUGGCAAAAAGCCGCUUGGAUGGUCGACCAUGGCCAGAAGAACACAGUCAUGGCAUCCGUGGCCAAAGCCUAUGCUUCGGAAGUAGCCAACAAAGCAGCCACCGAUGCUGUCCAAGUGUUUGGAGGGAACGGCUUCAAUACCGAGUACCCUGUAGAGAAACUGAUGCGCGAUGCCAAAAUCUACCAGAUUUAUGAAGGCACAUCCCAAAUUCAGAGACUCAUCAUAUCCAGGGAACUUCUAAUAGCUGCCAAGCAAUCUGCAUAAUAAACAUAUCAUAAAUCAAUUUUUAAGGUUCAUCAAUAGGAACAAUUGAUUGAAUUCUGCUUAUUUUUAUAUAUUUUUAAAGCUAUAUACAUAUGUACCUAGGUGACUAGAACAGUUUUGAGGGAUUAUUUCUUACAAAAGGUUCCCCUCUUUGGCUACCAAUCCUUACAAAUAAAUGUACCUUGAAAAUUUGACAUUUAUCCAUAGUUUAACAAUAUCUCAAAACUUUGCUGGUACCCUAUGUAUCAUUGUUUUUAAAUUGUACAGACAGACAAUAAUAAGAAUAGACUUAUCAGUGCCUAUAAAACUAUUAUAUGCUUUGGUUCACAUUAUACAAUACAUCACCAUGUGGCGGUUUAAGCCUAGCGUGCCUUUUAGUAAUAGGCCUUGGGACCUGGGAAUCACACAUCAUAUCACAUAGAAAAACUGAAUAAAUAUGUACAACAAAAAUUUAUUAACGAGUAAGCUAUUAUAUCAUGCAACAGAAGGUUACGAAAAGGAAAAAUAAAGUUUAAUACAGUGAUAAAUUUUGUAAGGUGCAAAACCUUUUUUUGUAAUAUAAUAGAGACUAAACCAACAGCAGACCAACCUUUUUGUUUCCCUCCCCAGUUAGUCCACCAUUGUACAUUACUUAUUCAAAACAUUAUUUUUGUAUUUGAUAUAGGGAAUAUUUUGAAUGUUUUAUUGUAAAGAUUUUUGAGGGUUUUCUAUUUAUACAACAGACUUUAAAACUAAGAACGAAAAUUAUAACCUACUCAAGUGUAUAUCAUCCAGUAAAUAAUAAAUAUGAUGUAAGAUAGAGUUAUAAGUUGAAAAUUCACAAUUAGGCAUAACUUUUCAUUUUGUUAAGUUUAAUUAUUUUGUUUUUUUUAGUGGGCUUGGUUUAUGUAUUAUUAUGGUGAAUUUUUUUAUUACAAAGUCUGUGGAAUAGUUUCUAUUUGAAAUGGCACAACUUAAUAAAUAUUUUAAUCACAA